Messenger RNA from Ogataea parapolymorpha DL-1, 2274 nucleotides. RefSeq names its product DNA repair protein RAD16. The transcript has a single exon. The record is from RefSeq and is a predicted model, not a curated record. Bases 1 to 2274 code for a protein of 757 amino acids. Lineage: Eukaryota; Fungi; Ascomycota; Pichiomycetes; Pichiales; Pichiaceae. Gene Ontology annotation, molecular function: ATP binding; ATP-dependent chromatin remodeler activity; metal ion binding.
AUGAGGAUAGAGCCUGGCUCAAGCGACGAUGAUGGCGAUGAGGAUUUCGUUCCCGACGACAACGACGAGGAUGAGGAGUUUGUGUUUGACGUCAAGGAUGAAGAAGAGGCUGAGGAGGUGCCUGAAUCUGUUAAAAACGAGGAAGACGACGAGGAGAUUAUUGUUAUCGAGGGCACGAGUGCCACCAAUGGCGAUGGCGACCAGAAUACAAUCGAUAGUGACACCCCGUUGGCAGAAGUGCCCAAAAAGCGAAAACGGGCACCUGCAGGCUCAAAACCGAAAAAGAAGAAGAACGACGGGCCCAAGCUCACGGCCCACCAACGACGGACAAUGAAGCUUUACGAGUUCAACCCAGACGUGGCAGAGACGUUCCCGCAGCUCUCCUUACUGAGUCGAAGGCCGGUUGAGAAGGCUGAGCAUCCAGAGGGCAUGACCAUCACGCUGCUUCCGUUCCAGCUCGAAGGUCUGGCUUGGAUGAUCAAGCAAGAGGAGGGCGAAUAUCACGGUGGCAUUCUUGCUGAUGAGAUGGGUAUGGGCAAGACGAUCCAGAUGAUUUCGUUGAUGAUGCACGAUCGCAGUAAGCGUCCGACGCUGGUUGUUGCGCCGACGGUGGCCUUGAUCCAGUGGAAAACGGAAAUUGAGAACCAUGCUGGCGGCGCUCUUAAAGUCGGGCUUUUCCACGGACAGAGCCGUGCUAAGUCGCUUGAAGAGCUGGAGGAGUACGACGUUGUGAUGACCACAUAUGCAGUGCUUGAGUCGUGCUACCGGAAGCACAAGUAUGGCGUGAAGCGGAACGGUAGAACGGUUAAGGAGAAAAGCCUGCUUCACUCGAAACAUUUUUACCGGGUCAUUCUGGACGAGGCACAUAAUAUCAAGGAUCGUCAGAGCUCGACGGCGCGCGCUGCAAACAAUUUGAGUUGCGACAAACGAUGGUGUCUUUCGGGCACGCCGUUGCAGAACAGGAUCGGUGAGCUUUAUUCUCUGAUCCGGUUUCUGGACAUUGCCCCGUUCUGCGAAUAUUUCUGUACCAAGUGUCCGUGUCGCUCAAAAGAGUGGAUAUUUCCCGACAACAGAAACUGCUACUUUUGCGGCCACCACGGCAUGCUCCACAUGAAUUUCUUCAACCACUUCAUGCUGAAAAAUAUCCAGAAAUAUGGUCUGCAGCAAGAGGGUGAAGAGUCGUUUGAGCGGAUCCAGUUACUUCUUCGCCAGAUCAUGCUCAGAAGAACGAAAGUGGAGCGGGCCGACGAUCUGGGACUGCCUCCAAAAAUCGUCGAGAUUCGACGCGACUAUUUCAACCCAGAAGAGAAGGACCUCUACCAGUCGCUAUACUCAGACUCGAAACGGCAGUUCAACGACUACGUUGCACAAGGUGUGGUUCUGAACAACUAUGCCAACAUCUUUACCCUAAUCACGCGGAUGAGACAGCUUGCGGAUCAUCCGGAUCUAGUUCUCAAGCGAUUCAAGAAAGCACCCAAGGAUCUUCUCAACAGCGGUGCCAUUGUCUGCCAGCUGUGUGAUGACGAAGCAGAGGAGCCGAUAGAGUCCAAGUGUCACCACAAGUUUUGCCGGAUCUGUAUCACAGAGUACGUGGAGUCGUUCAACGGCGACAAUAAGCGUCUCGAGUGUCCGGUGUGCCACAUUGGGUUGAGUAUUGAUCUGGAGGCGCCUGCGCUGGAGAUGAACCAGGAGGUCGUUGAGAAGGGCUCUAUUGUGAAUAGAAUUGACAUGGGAGGCGAAUGGAAGUCUUCCACUAAAAUUGAGGCCUUGAUGGAAGAGUUGUACAAGUCCCGUUCCGACAGACAAACAGUUAAAAGCAUUGUCUUUUCGCAGUUCACGUCCAUGCUGGACCUGGUGGAGUGGCGGCUCAAAAGGGCGGGCUUUUCUAUUGCGAAAUUGCAGGGAUCCAUGACCCCCAUCCAGCGUGACUCUGUGAUCCAGCACUUUAUGACCAACCCGUCGGUGGAGGUGUUUUUGGUGUCUUUGAAGGCCGGAGGCGUUGCUCUGAAUCUUGUCGAGGCCAAUCAAGUGUUUAUUCUGGACAGUUGGUGGAACCCUGCUUUGGACACGGGUCAGGCCGCAGACAGAAUUCACCGGAUUGGACAGCACCGGCCUAUCAGAAUUGUGAAGUUGGUCAUCGAAGACAGUAUCGAGUCGCGGAUCAUUGAGCUGCAACAGAAGAAGGCAGACAUGGUCAAGGCCACGUUGGACCAGGACCAGAACGCGGCUAGCAGGCUAUCGGCUGCUGACAUGCAGUUUUUGUUCAAUAAUUGA